AUGACUCAACUCCUAGUCGUCUUCGGCGCCACAGGCCAACAGGGCAGCUCGGUCAUCAACCACGUCCUGUCCGACCCCGUUCUCUCCAGCAAAUAUUUCCUCCGCGGCGUCACCCGAGAUGUCACCAAACCCGCCGCGCAGGAUCUCCAAAAGAAAGGCGUGGAGGUCGUCCCAGGCAACCUCGACGACCCGGCAUCCAUCCACGCCGCCCUGCGCGGCGCACACACCGUCUUCGCCAUGACACGCACAGUCUACGACGAGCAGGCCCAAGCCCGCGACGAACGACAAGGCAAAACCAUCGCCGACGCGGCCAUAGCCAGCGGCGCACAGUACCUAAUCUGGAGUUCGUCGGUACACGCCGGCAACACCUCCGGCGGGAAGUAUCCCGUCCCGGCGUACGACGCCCACUACAACGUCGAGCAGUAUAUCCGCGGCCUCCCCAUCCGGAGUGCGUUUGUGGCGCCGGGGACCUUCAUGCAGAAUCUGCGCGGCAUGAUGUGGCCCCGGCCGCGCGAGGACGGGUCGUACGUCAUCGCCAACAUCCACAGUCCGCAGGCGCGGUUCCCCUGGCUGGAUGUCGAGGCGGAUAUGGGCAAGUUUGUGGGUGUUGUUCUUGCGGAGCCGGAGAAGUAUCAGGGGAAGGUUCUGGCUGCGUCAUCGUGCAUUCAUUCCUUUGAGGAGGUGGUGCGGAUUCUGAGUGCGGUCUCUGGUAAGACGAUGAAGUAUGUGGAGAUGCCCGAGGCGAAGUUCCGAGAGUUCUGUCCUCCUGCUGGUGCGGAUGCUAUUGUGAAUAUGUUUUGGUUUAUUCAGGAGUUUGGGUAUUAUGGUGCGGAGACUGAAAAGGUGGUGGAGUGGUCGGUCCAGCAGGUCAAUAUGGAGGACUUUGCCAAAACUAUUCAGUUUGCGUAG
Messenger RNA from Aspergillus viridinutans, 909 nucleotides. RefSeq names its product NmrA/HSCARG family protein. The transcript has a single exon. The record is from RefSeq and is a predicted model, not a curated record. The coding region runs from base 1 to 909 and encodes 302 amino acids. NCBI's taxonomy places the organism in Eukaryota, Fungi, Ascomycota, Eurotiomycetes, Eurotiales, Aspergillaceae.